Molecule: messenger RNA, 1569 nt
Organism: Talaromyces proteolyticus
Lineage: Eukaryota; Fungi; Ascomycota; Eurotiomycetes; Eurotiales; Trichocomaceae
Product: APA family basic amino acid/polyamine antiporter
Exons: 7
Coding region: 1-1569 (522 amino acids)
Biological process (GO): amino acid transport; transmembrane transport
Cellular component (GO): membrane
Molecular function (GO): transmembrane transporter activity
Source: RefSeq, a predicted model, not a curated record
AUGCCUGAAGAAAAAACGGCGGUCGAUAUUCGCGAUGAGAGCCGUUUGGCUCAGCUUGGAUACAAGCAGGAACUGAAGCGUGACUGGAAGCUAAUGCACAAUUUCGGUGUCUCAUUCUCAAUCAUUAGUGUUAUCACUGGUAUCACCACGCUUUUCAAUUAUGGACUCACUACAGGCGGUCCGAGCGUCAUGGCGGUCGGUUGGAUCAUUGUUUCGUUUAUGACCUUUUUCGUCGGAUUGAGUAUGGCAGAGAUUGUGUCUGCAAUUCCAACUAGUGGAGGGCCAUAUUUCUGGGCUGCGACACUCGCCCCCCAGAAGUAUAGCGCGUUUUUCUCUUGGUUGACAGGAUGGUUCAAUUUCGUCGGACAGUUUGCAGUUACCACCGGAAUCAGUUUCGGAUGCGCGGGCCUCAUUGCGACAGCUGCGACAAUCAAAACGGACUUUGAGCCAACGGCAGGGAAGACAAUCGGCAUAUACGCAGCUAUUCUGGUCAGUCAUGGGCUUGUGAAUACUUUUGGUGUCCAUGUGCUACGAUAUCUCAAUACCACAUCGAUCAUCCUCCAUAGCUUAGGCGUGUCUAGUUUGGCGAUUGCAGUUGUCGCGAAAGCUCCGACACAUCAAACUGGGUCUGAAGUUUUCCAACAUUUCUAUGACGGAACCGGGGACCCAGGCUGGUCAGUAAGGGCAUCGCCGGCAUACGUUGCCAUCUGUGGCAUUCUCCUCAGUCAAUAUACGAUCACAGGAUUUGACGCUUCUGCUCAUCUGUCAGAGGAAACCCACCGUGCUGAAUGGAACGCACCUAUUGGUGUUCUCAUGUCUAUCGGUGUCUCCGCUGUCUUUGGAUUCUUCCUCCUUCUUUGCCUUCUUUUCUCAAUUCAGGAUUUUGCUGCUACAGUGGACCCAAAUCAAAACUAUGGUCAACCUGUUUUCAAGAUCUUCGUUGACGUCUUCGGCGAGUCUGGCGCCCUUGGCCUCAUAAGCAUUAUCAUUCUCUGUGUCUGGCACUGCGGCCUCUUCAGCCUCACAAGCAACAGCCGUAUGAUGUUUGCCUUUUCACGUGAUGGUGCCCUGCCACGAUUUUUUGACCACGUUGAUAAACGGUUUCGAAGCCCCAUUAGGACGGUAUGGCUUGCUGCCUUUUUGGCCUUUUGCCUUGCCUUGCCGUCGCUGGGUAGCUCGGUUGCUUUCUCGGCAGCAACCAGUAUUGCUACAAUUGGAUUGUAUCUAAGUUACGCGAUGCCUGUUCUGAUUGCAGUGAUCUGGCCGUCCAACUUCGCGAAGGGUCCUUUUAGUCUGGGGAAGUUUUCUUGGCCUAUCGGUCUGAUUGCUUGUCUUUGGGUCCUUUUCAUCACUGUUGUGUUUUGCCUCCCUACUGCAAAUCCUGUCACUGAACAAACUCUCAACUAUACCCCGGUGGCGGUGGGAAUAGUAUUGGUUGGUACAUUAGGAUCGUGGGUCCUUUGGGCUCAUCGCUGGUUCAAGGGGCCAAUGCGUCAGAUAGAUGUUGAUGCCAUAAGCGAGUCUGUUCCAACAGAAGACCAAACGGUACUAGAAGCGAAGAAGGCGUAA